AUGGACGGCUCGAAUCCGGGACGUGGUGUGCCGGGUAGCCGGAUAUUGAAAGAAGAAGCCGUCGAGGACCGUAGGGCAGGGAAACGGGCAGCCGAAGAGAUGGAGGAGGAUAGCGACGAGGAGACCGAAGGGGAAGCGGAGGGAGGGGAGGGCGCGGAGGGAGCGAGGGGAGCGGAGGGAGCGGAGGGAGAAGAGGGAGGCGCGGCGGCGAAUCAAGCCCGGAAUGGAAGUAGGGGGAUGUUGAAGGGGAAGGGGAAGGGAAAGGUGAAGGGGACCGGGGAGGGGAAGGGGGAGGCGGAGGGAAAGGGGAAGGUGGAGGGGAAGCAGAAGGGGGAAUCUUCAAUUGAAGCGGAGGUGUGCUCCAUUUGCCUUGACGCCGUUGAUGCGUGCUCCAUCGAACGGUCCACAGCGCGGCUGAAAUGCGGCCACGGCUUUCACCUAGACUGCAUUGGCUCCGCGUUCAACGCCAAGCGCCGCAUGCAGUGCCCCAACUGCCACAGCGAGGAGCACGGGAACUGGCUCUUCCCCUUCCCCUCUUCUGCCUCCACUCCCUCCCCCCCUCCCCUCCCCGCUUCCUUCUCUGAUCUUGCUGCUGCUGCCGCUGCUGCUCGUGAAUUCCAUGCAAAUUUCGGGGGAGGUCUUACUGGUGCACUUGGCAGGGAGUGGCGGGGAAGGGCGGGCGCGGGAUGGGGGGGAGAAGAGGCGGGGUGGACGGAAGCAGGGGUGGGGUGGGGGGAAGUAGGGGAGGGAGUGGGUGUGGGGUGGGUGCAGGCUAUAUCGGAGCGUGCUAUGGAGGAGGAGUAUGCUAUAUCGGAGCAUGCUAUAGAGGAGGCAUUGGAGGGCGGGCCGAUGGCGCAUGUGCAUGGGGUAGACCUGCCUCUGCUGCGCCCGUGGGUUCAUGCUGAUAUGUACCACCGUGGCGAGCGCGCCUCUCGUGGUGCCUACACAGACGCCAAUAGUCCCUUGAUCACGGCCGGGAAUUUCUGGUCAGGGUAUGAUUCGGAUCCUUACAGUUACUAUCAUCCACCAGAGGGUUAUCAGCCACAGCAUGCCAUGGCCUCCAUGCGCUCCCUGCCUGAUGAGGGUGAGCGAAAUCGCUGUGCCCCUCACCUGCCCCCUGACGUGGGGGGGGGAGGCAGUGCGGUGAGCUAUGUGGGGGUAGGUGAUGCAGUGAGCUAUGUGGGGGUAGGUGAUGCAGUGAGCUAUGUGGGGGUAGGUGAUGCAGUGAGCUAUGUGGGGGUAGGUGAUGCAGUGAGCUAUGUGGGGGUAGGUGAUGCAGUGAGCUAUGUGGGGGUAGGUGAUGCAGUGAGCUAUGUGGGGGUAGGUGAUGCAGUGAGCUAUGUGGGGGUAGGUGAUGCAGUGAGCUAUGUGGGGGUAGGUGAUGCAGUGAGCUAUGUGGGGGUAGGUGAUGCAGUGAGCUAUGUGGGGGUAGGUGAUGCAGUGAGCUAUGUGGGGGUAGGUGAUGCAGUGAGCUAUGUGGGGGUAGGUGAUGCAGUGAGCUAUGUGGGGGUAGGUGAUGCAGUGAGCUAUGUGGGGGUAGGUGAUGCAGUGAGCUAUGUGGGGGUAGGUGAUGCAGUGAGCUAUGUGGGGGUAGGUGAUGCAGUGAGCUAUGUGGGGGUAGGUGAUGCAGUGAGCUAUGUGGGGGUAGGUGAUGCAGUGAGCUAUGUGGGGGUAGGUGAUGCAGUGAGCUAUGUGGGGGUAGGUGAUGCAGUGAGCUAUGUGGGGGUAGGUGAUGCAGUGAGCUAUGUGGGGGUAGGUGAUGCAGUGAGCUAUGUGGGGGUAGGUGAUGCAGUGAGCUAUGUGGGGGUAGGUGAUGCAGUGAGCUAUGUGGGGGUAGGUGAUGCAGUGAGCUAUGUGGGGGUAGGUGAUGCAGUGAGCUAUGUGGGGGUAGGUGAUGCAGUGAGCUAUGUGGGGGUAGGUGAUGCAGUGAGCUAUGUGGGGGUAGGUGAUGCAGUGAGCUAUGUGGGGGUAGGUGAUGCAGUGAGCUAUGUGGGGGUAGGUGAUGCAGUGAGCUAUGUGGGGGUAGGUGAUGCAGUGAGCUAUGUGGGGGUAGGUGAUGCAGUGAGCUAUGUGGGGGUAGGUGAUGCAGUGAGCUAUGUGGGGGUAGGUGAUGCAGUGAGCUAUGUGGGGGUAGGUGAUGCAGUGAGCUAUGUGGGGGUAGGUGAUGCAGUGAGCUAUGUGGGGGUAGGUGAUGCAGUGAGCUAUGUGGGGGUAGGUGAUGCAGUGAGCUAUGUGGGGGUAGGUGAUGCAGUGAGCUAUGUGGGGGUAGGUGAUGCAGUGAGCUAUGUGGGGGUAGGUGAUGCAGUGAGCUAUGUGGGGGUAGGUGAUGCAGUGAGCUAUGUGGGGGUAGGUGAUGCAGUGAGCUAUGUGGGGGUAGGUGAUGCAGUGAGCUAUGUGGGGGUAGGUGAUGCAGUGAGCUAUGUGGGGGUAGGUGAUGCAGUGAGCUAUGUGGGGGUAGGUGAUGCAGUGAGCUAUGUGGGGGUAGGUGAUGCAGUGAGCUAUGUGGGGGUAGGUGAUGCAGUGAGCUAUGUGGGGGUAGGUGAUGCAGUGAGCUAUGUGGGGGUAGGUGAUGCAGUGAGCUAUGUGGGGGUAGGUGAUGCAGUGAGCUAUGUGGGGGUAGGUGAUGCAGUGAGCUAUGUGGGGGUAGGUGAUGCAGUGAGCUAUGUGGGGGUAGGUGAUGCAGUGAGCUAUGUGGGGGUAGGUGAUGCAGUGAGCUAUGUGGGGGUAGGUGAUGCAGUGAGCUAUGUGGGGGUAGGUGAUGCAGUGAGCUAUGUGGGGGUAGGUGAUGCAGUGAGCUAUGUGGGGGUAGGUGAUGCAGUGAGCUAUGUGGGGGUAGGUGAUGCAGUGAGCUAUGUGGGGGUAGGUGAUGCAGUGAGCUAUGUGGGGGUAGGUGAUGCAGUGAGCUAUGUGGGGGUAGGUGAUGCAGUGAGCUAUGUGGGGGUAGGUGAUGCAGUGAGCUAUGUGGGGGUAGGUGAUGCAGUGAGCUAUGUGGGGGUAGGUGAUGCAGUGAGCUAUGUGGGGGUAGGUGAUGCAGUGAGCUAUGUGGGGGUAGGUGAUGCAGUGAGCUAUGUGGGGGUAGGUGAUGCAGUGAGCUAUGUGGGGGUAGGUGAUGCAGUGAGCUAUGUGGGGGUAGGUGAUGCAGUGAGCUAUGUGGGGGUAGGUGAUGCAGUGAGCUAUGUGGGGGUAGGUGAUGCAGUGAGCUAUGUGGGGGUAGGUGAUGCAGUGAGCUAUGUGGGGGUAGGUGAUGCAGUGAGCUAUGUGGGGGUAGGUGAUGCAGUGAGCUAUGUGGGGGUAGGUGAUGCAGUGAGCUAUGUGGGGGUAGGUGAUGCAGUGAGCUAUGUGGGGGUAGGUGAUGCAGUGAGCUAUGUGGGGGUAGGUGAUGCAGUGAGCUAUGUGGGGGUAGGUGAUGCAGUGAGCUAUGUGGGGGUAGGUGAUGCAGUGAGCUAUGUGGGGGUAGGUGAUGCAGUGAGCUAUGUGGGGGUAGGUGAUGCAGUGAGCUAUGUGGGGGUAGGUGAUGCAGUGAGCUAUGUGGGGGUAGGUGAUGCAGUGAGCUAUGUGGGGGUAGGUGAUGCAGUGAGCUAUGUGGGGGUAGGUGAUGCAGUGAGCUAUGUGGGGGUAGGUGAUGCAGUGAGCUAUGUGGGGGUAGGUGAUGCAGUGAGCUAUGUGGGGGUAGGUGAUGCAGUGAGCUAUGUGGGGGUAGGUGAUGCAGUGAGCUAUGUGGGGGUAGGUGAUGCAGUGAGCUAUGUGGGGGUAGGUGAUGCAGUGAGCUAUGUGGGGGUAGGUGAUGCAGUGAGCUAUGUGGGGGUAGGUGAUGCAGUGAGCUAUGUGGGGGUAGGUGAUGCAGUGAGCUAUGUGGGGGUAGGUGAUGCAGUGAGCUAUGUGGGGGUAGGUGAUGCAGUGAGCUAUGUGGGGGUAGGUGAUGCAGUGAGCUAUGUGGGGGUAGGUGAUGCAGUGAGCUAUGUGGGGGUAGGUGAUGCAGUGAGCUAUGUGGGGGUAGGUGAUGCAGUGAGCUAUGUGGGGGUAGGUGAUGCAGUGAGCUAUGUGGGGGUAGGUGAUGCAGUGAGCUAUGUGGGGGUAGGUGAUGCAGUGAGCUAUGUGGGGGUAGGUGAUGCAGUGAGCUAUGUGGGGGUAGGUGAUGCAGUGAGCUAUGUGGGGGUAGGUGAUGCAGUGAGCUAUGUGGGGGUAGGUGAUGCAGUGAGCUAUGUGGGGGUAGGUGAUGCAGUGAGCUAUGUGGGGGUAGGUGAUGCAGUGAGCUAUGUGGGGGUAGGUGAUGCAGUGAGCUAUGUGGGGGUAGGUGAUGCAGUGAGCUAUGUGGGGGUAGGUGAUGCAGUGAGCUAUGUGGGGGUAGGUGAUGCAGUGAGCUAUGUGGGGGUAGGUGAUGCAGUGAGCUAUGUGGGGGUAGGUGAUGCAGUGAGCUAUGUGGGGGUAGGUGAUGCAGUGAGCUAUGUGGGGGUAGGUGAUGCAGUGAGCUAUGUGGGGGUAGGUGAUGCAGUGAGCUAUGUGGGGGUAGGUGAUGCAGUGAGCUAUGUGGGGGUAGGUGAUGCAGUGAGCUAUGUGGGGGUAGGUGAUGCAGUGAGCUAUGUGGGGGUAGGUGAUGCAGUGAGCUAUGUGGGGGUAGGUGAUGCAGUGAGCUAUGUGGGGGUAGGUGAUGCAGUGAGCUAUGUGGGGGUAGGUGAUGCAGUGAGCUAUGUGGGGGUAGGUGAUGCAGUGAGCUAUGUGGGGGUAGGUGAUGCAGUGAGCUAUGUGGGGGUAGGUGAUGCAGUGAGCUAUGUGGGGGUAGGUGAUGCAGUGAGCUAUGUGGGGGUAGGUGAUGCAGUGAGCUAUGUGGGGGUAGGUGAUGCAGUGAGCUAUGUGGGGGUAGGUGAUGCAGUGAGCUAUGUGGGGGUAGGUGAUGCAGUGAGCUAUGUGGGGGUAGGUGAUGCAGUGAGCUAUGUGGGGGUAGGUGAUGCAGUGAGCUAUGUGGGGGUAGGUGAUGCAGUGAGCUAUGUGGGGGUAGGUGAUGCAGUGAGCUAUGUGGGGGUAGGUGAUGCAGUGAGCUAUGUGGGGGUAGGUGAUGCAGUGAGCUAUGUGGGGGUAGGUGAUGCAGUGAGCUAUGUGGGGGUAGGUGAUGCAGUGAGCUAUGUGGGGGUAGGUGAUGCAGUGAGCUAUGUGGGGGUAGGUGAUGCAGUGAGCUAUGUGGGGGUAGGUGAUGCAGUGAGCUAUGUGGGGGUAGGUGAUGCAGUGAGCUAUGUGGGGGUAGGUGAUGCAGUGAGCUAUGUGGGGGUAGGUGAUGCAGUGAGCUAUGUGGGGGUAGGUGAUGCAGUGAGCUAUGUGGGGGUAGGUGAUGCAGUGAGCUAUGUGGGGGUAGGUGAUGCAGUGAGCUAUGUGGGGGUAGGUGAUGCAGUGAGCUAUGUGGGGGUAGGUGAUGCAGUGAGCUAUGUGGGGGUAGGUGAUGCAGUGAGCUAUGUGGGGGUAGGUGAUGCAGUGAGCUAUGUGGGGGUAGGUGAUGCAGUGAGCUAUGUGGGGGUAGGUGAUGCAGUGAGCUAUGUGGGGGUAGGUGAUGCAGUGAGCUAUGUGGGGGUAGGUGAUGCAGUGAGCUAUGUGGGGGUAGGUGAUGCAGUGAGCUAUGUGGGGGUAGGUGAUGCAGUGAGCUAUGUGGGGGUAGGUGAUGCAGUGAGCUAUGUGGGGGUAGGUGAUGCAGUGAGCUAUGUGGGGGUAGGUGAUGCAGUGAGCUAUGUGGGGGUAGGUGAUGCAGUGAGCUAUGUGGGGGUAGGUGAUGCAGUGAGCUAUGUGGGGGUAGGUGAUGCAGUGAGCUAUGUGGGGGUAGGUGAUGCAGUGAGCUAUGUGGGGGUAGGUGAUGCAGUGAGCUAUGUGGGGGUAGGUGAUGCAGUGAGCUAUGUGGGGGUAGGUGAUGCAGUGAGCUAUGUGGGGGUAGGUGAUGCAGUGAGCUAUGUGGGGGUAGGUGAUGCAGUGAGCUAUGUGGGGGUAGGUGAUGCAGUGAGCUAUGUGGGGGUAGGUGAUGCAGUGAGCUAUGUGGGGGUAGGUGAUGCAGUGAGCUAUGUGGGGGUAGGUGAUGCAGUGAGCUAUGUGGGGGUAGGUGAUGCAGUGAGCUAUGUGGGGGUAGGUGAUGCAGUGAGCUAUGUGGGGGUAGGUGAUGCAGUGAGCUAUGUGGGGGUAGGUGAUGCAGUGAGCUAUGUGGGGGUAGGUGAUGCAGUGAGCUAUGUGGGGGUAGGUGAUGCAGUGAGCUAUGUGGGGGUAGGUGAUGCAGUGAGCUAUGUGGGGGUAGGUGAUGCAGUGAGCUAUGUGGGGGUAGGUGAUGCAGUGAGCUAUGUGGGGGUAGGUGAUGCAGUGAGCUAUGUGGGGGUAGGUGAUGCAGUGAGCUAUGUGGGGGUAGGUGAUGCAGUGAGCUAUGUGGGGGUAGGUGAUGCAGUGAGCUAUGUGGGGGUAGGUGAUGCAGUGAGCUAUGUGGGGGUAGGUGAUGCAGUGAGCUAUGUGGGGGUAGGUGAUGCAGUGAGCUAUGUGGGGGUAGGUGAUGCAGUGAGCUAUGUGGGGGUAGGUGAUGCAGUGAGCUAUGUGGGGGUAGGUGAUGCAGUGAGCUAUGUGGGGGUAGGUGAUGCAGUGAGCUAUGUGGGGGUAGGUGAUGCAGUGAGCUAUGUGGGGGUAGGUGAUGCAGUGAGCUAUGUGGGGGUAGGUGAUGCAGUGAGCUAUGUGGGGGUAGGUGAUGCAGUGAGCUAUGUGGGGGUAGGUGAUGCAGUGAGCUAUGUGGGGGUAGGUGAUGCAGUGAGCUAUGUGGGGGUAGGUGAUGCAGUGAGCUAUGUGGGGGUAGGUGAUGCAGUGAGCUAUGUGGGGGUAGGUGAUGCAGUGAGCUAUGUGGGGGUAGGUGAUGCAGUGAGCUAUGUGGGGGUAGGUGAUGCAGUGAGCUAUGUGGGGGUAGGUGAUGCAGUGAGCUAUGUGGGGGUAGGUGAUGCAGUGAGCUAUGUGGGGGUAGGUGAUGCAGUGAGCUAUGUGGGGGUAGGUGAUGCAGUGAGCUAUGUGGGGGUAGGUGAUGCAGUGAGCUAUGUGGGGGUAGGUGAUGCAGUGAGCUAUGUGGGGGUAGGUGAUGCAGUGAGCUAUGUGGGGGUAGGUGAUGCAGUGAGCUAUGUGGGGGUAGGUGAUGCAGUGAGCUAUGUGGGGGUAGGUGAUGCAGUGAGCUAUGUGGGGGUAGGUGAUGCAGUGAGCUAUGUGGGGGUAGGUGAUGCAGUGAGCUAUGUGGGGGUAGGUGAUGCAGUGAGCUAUGUGGGGGUAGGUGAUGCAGUGAGCUAUGUGGGGGUAGGUGAUGCAGUGAGCUAUGUGGGGGUAGGUGAUGCAGUGAGCUAUGUGGGGGUAGGUGAUGCAGUGAGCUAUGUGGGGGUAGGUGAUGCAGUGAGCUAUGUGGGGGUAGGUGAUGCAGUGAGCUAUGUGGGGGUAGGUGAUGCAGUGAGCUAUGUGGGGGUAGGUGAUGCAGUGAGCUAUGUGGGGGUAGGUGAUGCAGUGAGCUAUGUGGGGGUAGGUGAUGCAGUGAGCUAUGUGGGGGUAGGUGAUGCAGUGAGCUAUGUGGGGGUAGGUGAUGCAGUGAGCUAUGUGGGGGUAGGUGAUGCAGUGAGCUAUGUGGGGGUAGGUGAUGCAGUGAGCUAUGUGGGGGUAGGUGAUGCAGUGAGCUAUGUGGGGGUAGGUGAUGCAGUGAGCUAUGUGGGGGUAGGUGAUGCAGUGAGCUAUGUGGGGGUAGGUGAUGCAGUGAGCUAUGUGGGGGUAGGUGAUGCAGUGAGCUAUGUGGGGGUAGGUGAUGCAGUGAGCUAUGUGGGGGUAGGUGAUGCAGUGAGCUAUGUGGGGGUAGGUGAUGCAGUGAGCUAUGUGGGGGUAGGUGAUGCAGUGAGCUAUGUGGGGGUAGGUGAUGCAGUGAGCUAUGUGGGGGUAGGUGAUGCAGUGAGCUAUGUGGGGGUAGGUGAUGCAGUGAGCUAUGUGGGGGUAGGUGAUGCAGUGAGCUAUGUGGGGGUAGGUGAUGCAGUGAGCUAUGUGGGGGUAGGUGAUGCAGUGAGCUAUGUGGGGGUAGGUGAUGCAGUGAGCUAUGUGGGGGUAGGUGAUGCAGUGAGCUAUGUGGGGGUAGGUGAUGCAGUGAGCUAUGUGGGGGUAGGUGAUGCAGUGAGCUAUGUGGGGGUAGGUGAUGCAGUGAGCUAUGUGGGGGUAGGUGAUGCAGUGAGCUAUGUGGGGGUAGGUGAUGCAGUGAGCUAUGUGGGGGUAGGUGAUGCAGUGAGCUAUGUGGGGGUAGGUGAUGCAGUGAGCUAUGUGGGGGUAGGUGAUGCAGUGAGCUAUGUGGGGGUAGGUGAUGCAGUGAGCUAUGUGGGGGUAGGUGAUGCAGUGAGCUAUGUGGGGGUAGGUGAUGCAGUGAGCUAUGUGGGGGUAGGUGAUGCAGUGAGCUAUGUGGGGGUAGGUGAUGCAGUGAGCUAUGUGGGGGUAGGUGAUGCAGUGAGCUAUGUGGGGGUAGGUGAUGCAGUGAGCUAUGUGGGGGUAGGUGAUGCAGUGAGCUAUGUGGGGGUAGGUGAUGCAGUGAGCUAUGUGGGGGUAGGUGAUGCAGUGAGCUAUGUGGGGGUAGGUGAUGCAGUGAGCUAUGUGGGGGUAGGUGAUGCAGUGAGCUAUGUGGGGGUAGGUGAUGCAGUGAGCUAUGUGGGGGUAGGUGAUGCAGUGAGCUAUGUGGGGGUAGGUGAUGCAGUGAGCUAUGUGGGGGUAGGUGAUGCAGUGAGCUAUGUGGGGGUAGGUGAUGCAGUGAGCUAUGUGGGGGUAGGUGAUGCAGUGAGCUAUGUGGGGGUAGGUGAUGCAGUGAGCUAUGUGGGGGUAGGUGAUGCAGUGAGCUAUGUGGGGGUAGGUGAUGCAGUGAGCUAUGUGGGGGUAGGUGAUGCAGUGAGCUAUGUGGGGGUAGGUGAUGCAGUGAGCUAUGUGGGGGUAGGUGAUGCAGUGAGCUAUGUGGGGGUAGGUGAUGCAGUGAGCUAUGUGGGGGUAGGUGAUGCAGUGAGCUAUGUGGGGGUAGGUGAUGCAGUGAGCUAUGUGGGGGUAGGUGAUGCAGUGAGCUAUGUGGGGGUAGGUGAUGCAGUGAGCUAUGUGGGGGUAGGUGAUGCAGUGAGCUAUGUGGGGGUAGGUGAUGCAGUGAGCUAUGUGGGGGUAGGUGAUGCAGUGAGCUAUGUGGGGGUAGGUGAUGCAGUGAGCUAUGUGGGGGUAGGUGAUGCAGUGAGCUAUGUGGGGGUAGGUGAUGCAGUGAGCUAUGUGGGGGUAGGUGAUGCAGUGAGCUAUGUGGGGGUAGGUGAUGCAGUGAGCUAUGUGGGGGUAGGUGAUGCAGUGAGCUAUGUGGGGGUAGGUGAUGCAGUGAGCUAUGUGGGGGUAGGUGAUGCAGUGAGCUAUGUGGGGGUAGGUGAUGCAGUGAGCUAUGUGGGGGUAGGUGAUGCAGUGAGCUAUGUGGGGGUAGGUGAUGCAGUGAGCUAUGUGGGGGUAGGUGAUGCAGUGAGCUAUGUGGGGGUAGGUGAUGCAGUGAGCUAUGUGGGGGUAGGUGAUGCAGUGAGCUAUGUGGGGGUAGGUGAUGCAGUGAGCUAUGUGGGGGUAGGUGAUGCAGUGAGCUAUGUGGGGGUAGGUGAUGCAGUGAGCUAUGUGGGGGUAGGUGAUGCAGUGAGCUAUGUGGGGGUAGGUGAUGCAGUGAGCUAUGUGGGGGUAGGUGAUGCAGUGAGCUAUGUGGGGGUAGGUGAUGCAGUGAGCUAUGUGGGGGUAGGUGAUGCAGUGAGCUAUGUGGGGGUAGGUGAUGCAGUGAGCUAUGUGGGGGUAGGUGAUGCAGUGAGCUAUGUGGGGGUAGGUGAUGCAGUGAGCUAUGUGGGGGUAGGUGAUGCAGUGAGCUAUGUGGGGGUAGGUGAUGCAGUGAGCUAUGUGGGGGUAGGUGAUGCAGUGAGCUAUGUGGGGGUAGGUGAUGCAGUGAGCUAUGUGGGGGUAGGUGAUGCAGUGAGCUAUGUGGGGGUAGGUGAUGCAGUGAGCUAUGUGGGGGUAGGUGAUGCAGUGAGCUAUGUGGGGGUAGGUGAUGCAGUGAGCUAUGUGGGGGUAGGUGAUGCAGUGAGCUAUGUGGGGGUAGGUGAUGCAGUGAGCUAUGUGGGGGUAGGUGAUGCAGUGAGCUAUGUGGGGGUAGGUGAUGCAGUGAGCUAUGUGGGGGUAGGUGAUGCAGUGAGCUAUGUGGGGGUAGGUGAUGCAGUGAGCUAUGUGGGGGUAGGUGAUGCAGUGAGCUAUGUGGGGGUAGGUGAUGCAGUGAGCUAUGUGGGGGUAGGUGAUGCAGUGAGCUAUGUGGGGGUAGGUGAUGCAGUGAGCUAUGUGGGGGUAGGUGAUGCAGUGAGCUAUGUGGGGGUAGGUGAUGCAGUGAGCUAUGUGGGGGUAGGUGAUGCAGUGAGCUAUGUGGGGGUAGGUGAUGCAGUGAGCUAUGUGGGGGUAGGUGAUGCAGUGAGCUAUGUGGGGGUAGGUGAUGCAGUGAGCUAUGUGGGGGUAGGUGAUGCAGUGAGCUAUGUGGGGGUAGGUGAUGCAGUGAGCUAUGUGGGGGUAGGUGAUGCAGUGAGCUAUGUGGGGGUAGGUGAUGCAGUGAGCUAUGUGGGGGUAGGUGAUGCAGUGAGCUAUGUGGGGGUAGGUGAUGCAGUGAGCUAUGUGGGGGUAGGUGAUGCAGUGAGCUAUGUGGGGGUAGGUGAUGCAGUGAGCUAUGUGGGGGUAGGUGAUGCAGUGAGCUAUGUGGGGGUAGGUGAUGCAGUGAGCUAUGUGGGGGUAGGUGAUGCAGUGAGCUAUGUGGGGGUAGGUGAUGCAGUGAGCUAUGUGGGGGUAGGUGAUGCAGUGAGCUAUGUGGGGGUAGGUGAUGCAGUGAGCUAUGUGGGGGUAGGUGAUGCAGUGAGCUAUGUGGGGGUAGGUGAUGCAGUGAGCUAUGUGGGGGUAGGUGAUGCAGUGAGCUAUGUGGGGGUAGGUGAUGCAGUGAGCUAUGUGGGGGUAGGUGAUGCAGUGAGCUAUGUGGGGGUAGGUGAUGCAGUGAGCUAUGUGGGGGUAGGUGAUGCAGUGAGCUAUGUGGGGGUAGGUGAUGCAGUGAGCUAUGUGGGGGUAGGUGAUGCAGUGAGCUAUGUGGGGGUAGGUGAUGCAGUGAGCUAUGUGGGGGUAGGUGAUGCAGUGAGCUAUGUGGGGGUAGGUGAUGCAGUGAGCUAUGUGGGGGUAGGUGAUGCAGUGAGCUAUGUGGGGGUAGGUGAUGCAGUGAGCUAUGUGGGGGUAGGUGAUGCAGUGAGCUAUGUGGGGGUAGGUGAUGCAGUGAGCUAUGUGGGGGUAGGUGAUGCAGUGAGCUAUGUGGGGGUAGGUGAUGCAGUGAGCUAUGUGGGGGUAGGUGAUGCAGUGAGCUAUGUGGGGGUAGGUGAUGCAGUGAGCUAUGUGGGGGUAGGUGAUGCAGUGAGCUAUGUGGGGGUAGGUGAUGCAGUGAGCUAUGUGGGGGUAGGUGAUGCAGUGAGCUAUGUGGGGGUAGGUGAUGCAGUGAGCUAUGUGGGGGUAGGUGAUGCAGUGAGCUAUGUGGGGGUAGGUGAUGCAGUGAGCUAUGUGGGGGGCAACGAGUACCGCUGUCUGCUGUGCCCGUCCUCGUCCGCCGCACCUGCUUCUUCCACUACCGCCCACCUUUCCCUCCUCCCACACCGCCCGCUCUUCCCGGACAUCGUUCGCCUGAGGGACCACAUGCUGCUCAGCCAUGGCGUCGACCCCCUCCCUGCCCACAUGCCAUUAGCCCUGCUGUGA
Molecule: messenger RNA, 11766 nt
Organism: Closterium sp. Yama58-4
Lineage: Eukaryota; Viridiplantae; Streptophyta; Zygnematophyceae; Desmidiales; Closteriaceae
Source: the annotation of a GenBank genome assembly